Dipodomys spectabilis (banner-tailed kangaroo rat) is the source of this 2264-nucleotide messenger RNA. RefSeq names its product glutamine--fructose-6-phosphate transaminase 1 (gene Gfpt1). Gene Ontology annotation, biological process: protein N-linked glycosylation; fructose 6-phosphate metabolic process; UDP-N-acetylglucosamine metabolic process. NCBI's taxonomy places the organism in Eukaryota, Metazoa, Chordata, Mammalia, Rodentia, Heteromyidae. The transcript has 19 exons. Gene Ontology annotation, molecular function: L-glutamine:D-fructose-6-phosphate transaminase (isomerizing) activity; carbohydrate derivative binding. The record is from RefSeq and is a predicted model, not a curated record. The coding region runs from base 145 to 2190 and encodes 681 amino acids.
UGCUCCGGCCGCCGCAUCCCGGAGGGAGUCGUGUGGUCGCCUACCCAGACUCCGGAGCUCUUUCCACGUCGCUGCGCUCGUGUGUGCACGCCGGGUCUCGCUAGCCGCUCUCCCCAUCGCCCAGCGGGCCGCGCCUCCGGCAGCAUGUGCGGUAUAUUUGCUUACUUAAAUUACCAUGUUCCUCGCACAAGACGAGAAAUCUUAGAGACCCUAAUCAAAGGCCUUCAGAGACUGGAAUACAGAGGAUAUGAUUCUGCUGGUGUGGGAUUUGAUGGAGGCAAUGACAAAGACUGGGAAGCUAAUGCCUGUAAAAUCCAACUCAUUAAGAAGAAAGGAAAAGUUAAGGCACUGGAUGAAGAAGUUCACAAACAACAGGAUAUGGAUUUGGAUAUAGAAUUUGAUGUCCACCUUGGAAUAGCUCAUACCCGUUGGGCAACUCAUGGAGAACCCAAUCCUGUUAAUAGCCAUCCCCAGCGCUCUGACAAAAAUAAUGAGUUUAUUGUUAUUCAUAAUGGAAUCAUCACCAAUUACAAAGACUUGAAAAAGUUUUUGGAAAGCAAAGGCUAUGACUUUGAAUCUGAAACAGAUACAGAAACAAUUGCCAAGCUGGUGAAGUACAUGUAUGACAACUGGGAAAGUCAAGACAUCAGUUUUACUACAUUGGUGGAGAGAGUUAUACAACAAUUGGAAGGUGCUUUUGCACUAGUAUUUAAAAGUGUUCAUUUUCCUGGGCAAGCAGUUGGCACAAGGCGAGGUAGCCCCUUAUUGAUUGGUGUGCGGAGUGAACACAAGCUUUCUACUGAUCACAUUCCAAUACUCUAUAGGACAGGCAAAGACAAGAAAGGAAGUUGCAAUCUGCCUCGUGUGGACAGUACAACUUGUCUUUUCCCUGUUGAAGAAAAAGCAGUAGAAUAUUAUUUUGCUUCUGAUGCAAGUGCUGUCAUAGAACACACCAACCGUGUCAUCUUUCUAGAAGAUGAUGAUGUCGCAGCAGUGGUAGAUGGCCGUCUUUCUAUCCAUCGAAUUAAACGAACUGCAGGAGAUCACCCUGGACGAGCUGUGCAGACCCUCCAGAUGGAACUCCAGCAGAUCAUGAAGGGAAAUUUUAGUUCAUUUAUGCAGAAGGAAAUAUUUGAACAACCAGAAUCUGUUGUGAACACAAUGAGAGGAAGAGUUAACUUUGAUGACUACACAGUGAAUUUGGGUGGUUUAAAGGAUCACAUUAAGGAGAUCCAGAGGUGUCGGCGUUUGAUUCUUAUUGCUUGUGGAACAAGUUACCAUGCUGGUGUAGCAACACGUCAGGUUCUUGAGGAGCUGACUGAAUUGCCAGUGAUGGUGGAACUAGCCAGUGAUUUCUUGGAUAGAAACACGCCAGUCUUUCGAGAUGAUGUUUGCUUUUUCAUUAGCCAGUCAGGUGAGACAGCAGAUACCCUAAUGGGACUUCGUUACUGUAAGGAGAGAGGAGCUUUAACUGUGGGGAUCACGAAUACAGUGGGCAGCUCAAUAUCACGGGAGACAGAUUGUGGAGUUCACAUUAAUGCUGGUCCUGAGGUUGGUGUGGCCAGUACAAAGGCGUACACCAGCCAGUUUGUUGCCCUUGUGAUGUUUGCCCUUAUGAUGUGCGAUGACAGGAUCUCCAUGCAAGAGAGACGCAAAGAAAUCAUGCUUGGAUUGAAACAGCUGCCAGAUUUGAUUAAGGAAGUGCUGAGCAUGGAUGAUGAAAUUCAGAAACUGGCUACAGAACUAUAUCAUCAGAAGUCAGUCCUGAUAAUGGGACGAGGAUAUCAUUAUGCUACUUGUCUUGAAGGGGCCCUGAAAAUCAAAGAAAUUACUUAUAUGCACUCUGAGGGCAUCCUUGCUGGUGAAUUGAAACAUGGCCCUCUAGCUUUGGUGGAUAAGUUAAUGCCUGUCAUCAUGAUCAUCAUGAGAGAUCACACUUAUGCCAAGUGUCAGAAUGCUUUUCAGCAAGUAAUUGCUCGGCAGGGGCGUCCUGUAGUGAUCUGUGAUAAGGAGGAUACAGAGACCAUCAAGAACACAAAGAGAACCAUCAAGGUUCCCCACUCGGUGGACUGCUUGCAGGGUAUUCUCAGUGUGAUCCCUUUACAGUUGCUGGCUUUCCAUCUUGCUGUGCUCAGAGGCUAUGAUGUUGACUUUCCACGGAAUCUUGCCAAAUCUGUAACUGUAGAGUGAAGAACAUUUGAAACAUGGAAAAAUUCAGCAACAUAAAACACCUUUCAUAUUUAAAACUUUGAUUUAAAAUAUCA